AUGUAUACUUCAAAACGUCAACAAAAAAUUGCAGAAAGAAAAAAAUCUGCACAUAAAUCAAAACUAACAUCAACAGGAUCUUAUUCGACACAAACAGCUUUUAGAGAUGCGGAAAGAAAUUUCAAAUCGAGAUUACCAGAACCUGAUUAUAGUCGUGUUAUUGAUUUUGAUCAAAUUGAGAAUAUCAAUAGUGAUGGGUAUGAUGAAUUUAUUAAAGUGGAGUUGGACUGCGAUUUAGGAGAAAAAUGCCAUGAAAUUUUUGAAGAUCUCAGUACAGAUCAGGUUAAAAUAAAUCGAAGGUUUGGUUAUAUGUUGAAAAAUAUUCCCGGAUUUAUAUUUAUUCGUAAUCCGUUCACACCAAACUCACAACGACAAUUGGUUAAAAGAUGUGUACGAGAUUUUGCAUGUUAUCCUAAUAUCAAUAAUCUUGAUACACAUUAUGUAUUACCAAAGGAGGGUUUAUGGCGUGUACAUGAAAAAGUUAUAAAAGGAGAAUUGACGAAAGAUGAUCCUGAAUUUUAUGCACCUUUGAAAGUUACCAAAGACCAAACAACGAAUAAUAAUUAUAAUGACGAAGAAGUUUCUAAAGAUUCGUUGAAUGGAUUAUAUCGUGAGGAUGAUAAGGAUGAUAAAAAAUCGAAUUCUGCUACAAAUGUCGCUGAUUCAAAAACUGAUCCAUUACCAUCCGCCACUGUCCCAAUUCUUCCUCCAGCACAACUUUUUCGUAAGCUUCGAUGGACGACAUUAGGAUAUCAAUAUCAUUGGACUACUAAAACUUAUCAUCUUGAUCGACGUUACCCAUUUCCCAAAGAUAUCAAUGACUUGACAACUGCAAUUGUAAAAUCAAUUUAUCCUCUUCAGCUAAAAGACAAAAAUUUUGUGAAUAAUAAUAUAGUAGAACAAUGGCGAGCUGAAGCUGGAGUAGUGAAUUAUUAUCAUUUACGGGAUAAUUUAAUGGGACACGUUGAUCGAAGCGAAAUUAACAUGGAUGCGCCAUUGGUGUCUAUUAGUCUCGGACAUACUUGUAUAUUUUUAAUGGGUGGACCAACACGUGAUACACCUCCGACGUCUAUGUAUUUAAAGAGCGGUGAUAUUAUAGUAAUGUGUUCUCCUUGUCGGAGUUGGUUCCAUGGUGUCCCAAGAAUAAUAGACGAAACUCUACCUUCAUAUUUAUCGCCUUAUAAUGGUGAUGAUGAAGAAUGGUAUAAUUUUGGACAUCCCAUGAAACCGCAUAGAAUGCGUAUGGUUCACGAUUUAGUGUUGAACUAUGGAUUAGUCAAAAAAAUGGAAAGCCCCGAUCGUGCUUCAACUCGACAUUUGACGCGAUUUCACACCGACGAAUACAUUGAUUUUCUAUACAGAGUGACUCCUGAAAAUGUGGAAGAGCUUUCACAGCAACAAACAAGAUUUAAUGUAGGAGAAGAUUGUCCAAUAUUUGAAGGAUUAUUUGAAUUCUGUUCGAUAUCUGCCGGAGGUUCAAUAGGAGCCGCAAAUAAACUUAUAAGUGGAGAAUCCGACAUAGCAAUAAAUUGGUCAGGUGGACUUCAUCAUGCAAAACGAUUUGAAGCUUCUGGGUUUUGUUAUGUCAAUGAUAUUGUAUUAGCAAUUUUAGAAUUAUUAAGAUUUCAUCAACGCGUAUUAUAUAUCGAUAUUGAUAUACAUCAUGGCGAUGGCGUAGAAGAAGCGUUCUAUACUACCGAUAGAGUUCUCACGUGCUCUUUUCACAAGUUUGGUCAAUUCUUCCCUGGUACAGGUGAUGUUGGGGAUACUGGUUAUGGAAAGGGAAAACACUAUGCAGUCAAUUUUCCACUAAAAGAUGGCAUGGAUGAUUGGAGUUAUCAGAAUGUAUUUCGACCGGUGGUACAACAUAUUAUUGACUGGUACCGUCCUGGAGCCGUAGUACUACAAUGUGGCGCAGAUUCAUUAGCAGGAGAUCGUUUAGGGUGCUUUAAUCUAUCAAUGAAAGGUCAUGCUGCUUGUGUUGAAUUCGUUAAAGGUUUCGAUUUACCAUUAAUGGUUGUUGGAGGCGGUGGAUAUACCAUAAGAAAUGUCGCUCGAGUAUGGACUUAUGAAACUGGACUACUGUUAGGUGAACACCUAUCAGAAGAUUUACCAUAUAAUAAUUACUUGGAAUAUUAUGGGCCAGAGUAUAAAUUGGACGUUCCCUCAAACAAUAUGGAGAAUAUGAAUACCCCAGCUUAUCUUAACGAAAUGAAAGCUAAAGUAUUUGACAAUUUGAGACACAUACCAUUUGCACCUAGUGUUCAGAUGCAGGAGGUUCCAAGAAAUUACGCAUCGGAUAAUGAUGACUCUGAUGACGAAGAUCCUGAUAUUCGACUUUCACAACGAUUACGUGAUUCACAUAUCGUUCCUGAAACUGAACUAUCAGACUCCGAGGACGAGGGAAAUAGACGAAAUGAACAGAGUUUCAUAGGUCAUAGGAGUGAUCAUUCUAGAAAACCUCGUAAUGGAACUUCGAGUUAUAAUAUGGAUACAGAUUCAAUGUUCUUUUAA
This is a messenger RNA of Ambispora gerdemannii, 2514 nucleotides long. Lineage: Eukaryota; Fungi; Glomeromycota; Glomeromycetes; Archaeosporales; Ambisporaceae. The record is from the annotation of a GenBank genome assembly.